CUUCUCUCUCUCUCUCUCUCUCUUACAUCGUUUUCUCGUAUAUCCAAAUUUCCACCCUUUUUACGUUUCUUUAUCUCCUGUUUCUGGGCUAUUAUUUAGCCUUGUACUCUUUACCCCUCCGAUAUUCCCGUGUACUUGUAAUUUAAUAUGCCUGGUGUCAUGGACAUCCAACAUUUGUUAUGCCACAGUGAAGAACAUGAAAACUCACCGUUUCUUCCUCCUACCACACUCUAUUCCGAACAACACCAGCAACGACCUACCACCAGUACUACUGUUCUUGCCGUUCUUCCGCCGCAGACAAGUUGUAGCAGUGAAAGCUUUCUAUUAGCGCGACAACGGACAGCACACAACAACCACCCUUAUCCAUUUAUACAACAAAAUCAAGUAACAAGAAGACGACGGCGCGCAGCUAGCGAGACAACAGCAGCAGGGUCUAGUCAUCAUCACAAUAGCCCAACCACAGCAGCAACGACGGGGUUGGUUCAGACACGCACCCCAUGGACACCUUUCGAAGACGUCUUGCUACAACGCGGGUAUAAAGAAGGACUGUCUUGGGCCAUGAUCUCGUCCACCUAUCUUCCUCAUCGCUCACGAGGUUGUUGCUGGGGUCGUUACAAAACUUUGCAAAGUAAACUGCAGCGUCAGCAGCAGCAGCAGCAGCAGCAGACGCCGGCGCAGAUGCAUGGGCAAAAAAAGAACCGACCACAACAACAACAACAGCCUUAUGUCCACUAAUGCGCGCAACAGUAGCAGCGGCAGCAUACAUGUUACAGCAAAGCAGCAUACAUCCGAAAAAAAAACUAUACACUCCCCCCCCCUUUUUCUUUCUGCAGUUUCCCCCCCACCCCAUAUUGUCAUUAUGACCAACCCAACCCCCAUCCCGAUGUUUUUUUUUACCAUUUCUUGAUAUUUUACCCUUUUAUGGAUAUUCCUGCACCACCCCCCUUUUAUGCAUAACAACUCAUAUAUAUAUAUAAAACACACAUGUCCCCCCUAACACCCUUCAAAGAACACAGCAUAAGCGUUCCGCUCCUUUCCACAAGGCAAUUCAGCUUUUCCAGGAUUUUGUUUCUAUUUUUAUAUGUCUUUCCCAGUUUUUCUCUCUCUCUCUCUCUCUCUCUCUCUCUCUCUCUCU
Messenger RNA from Zychaea mexicana, 1135 nucleotides. RefSeq lists its product as uncharacterized. The transcript has 2 exons. NCBI's taxonomy places the organism in Eukaryota, Fungi, Mucoromycota, Mucoromycetes, Mucorales, Lichtheimiaceae. The coding region runs from base 148 to 735 and encodes 195 amino acids. The record is from RefSeq and is a predicted model, not a curated record.